AUGUGGGGAAUGGGGAUACCACAUAAAGAACCACAAAAGCAAUAUAUUUUAAGCGUUCUCAUAGGUAUGUCGGGUGAUAACUCGCCUGCCAUCGUAGUGCACAUAUGUAACUCGACUAGAGUCGCCGCCUCAGUAAAAAAUACAUCUCCAAGUAAAUCAUUAGUAGUCAGCAACGCAAUCGUGUCAGCGAUAUGCCAACUGAUGGAAAGAUUGGAGACUUAUGGAGAUUUGGACCUGAGUACGUCUUUGCCAUCGAACAGUUUUCGAUGA
Messenger RNA from Macrosiphum euphorbiae (potato aphid), 270 nucleotides. NCBI's taxonomy places the organism in Eukaryota, Metazoa, Arthropoda, Insecta, Hemiptera, Aphididae. The record is from the annotation of a GenBank genome assembly.